AUGGAGGACCAGCUGCGCCAGGUGUGUCUGCGCGAAUGUUUGUGUUUCCGGUCACAACAGGUGGUCUGGGUUAUGAUUGGCGGAAUUAAGGCAAACAAGCCCGAAACAGGUCUGUAUCAAUCUACCCCUCAGAUUCUGUCGUCUUCCCCAUGCUAUCAUAGCUUGGCCGGCUUCCGCCUGGUAGUUGGUUGCCUUUUCGUGACCCCUAUCAUCUAUACGAAGUCUGUUUUCUUCGUGAAGCCAACUAGUCGGUGUGCACCCAUGGGGGUGUAGGGGUGUCCAGUUGUGGGUUCACUUGAUGGUCGUAGUGGUCACUUAGUUGCCCGCAGGUGAGACUACGCCUAGCGUCCAUUUGCUGGUACCCAACUCUUACCUGUGGCUCCACGUAGCUGGGCUUUGCUCAGCGGCCACACCCCGGGCAACCGCCUCGACCGGCGGGCUAAACCAGAUGAGGGCGCUGAGCUCUUGUGCCGCGUGCACAGUGUACUGCGGACUCCGCUGAAUGGAUGGUCGGAUGAAACACUGUGUCGGCACCGUCAACUGCUGCCGGGACGGGUCUCCGCACCGCCUUCGAUGAGACGCGCCCACCCUCGUCAACGGAGAACGCGGAAUCACGGCAUAUGCGGUCGUUCUCCACUACAAACAUAAUAGUCGCGGCCCCAGAGUGGGAUUCGAUCGCGCCAACCAGGCACAUGGGCAGCCCUAUUCAGGGGCGGCACUGCCUGCCCCCUCGAGGGGAAGGGCCUAGAAAAGGUGGCCUAAAAAAAUGCUGGGUACCACGCCGUCUCCAGGCUAGCCAGGGCGGCAGACGUCUAAUCAUGGUCAAAACAAUCAAAAUCGAAACAACAACAAUACCAAUAACAAGAACAACCUUACUCAUUCUCCUCAUCCUACCUCUUCUUUCUCUUCCUCUGCCUAUUCUUCUGCCUACUCUUCUCCUUCGCUAUUUUCUUCUCCACCUCCUUCCCGUCGCCCCACUCGUUGUCACCAGACUGGCAGGGUGAGUCCGCUAAAUCUGGCAGCCUGGAAUGUUCGUUCCCUUUAAGACAAUCAGAGGAGCAACCGACAGGAACGGAAGACGGCGCUAGUGGCACGAGAACUGGCGCGCUACAAGGUGGACAUCGCCGCACUCAGCGUGACCCGAUUCUCCGAGUAGGGCCAACUGGAGGAGGUGGGUGCCGGUUACACCUUCUUCUGGAGUGGUCGACCCAAGGCAGAGCGACGAGACGCGGGAGUCGCCUUCGCCAUCCGGAACGACAUCGUGGGACGACUGCCCUGUUUGCCGCAGGGCAUCAACGAUCGCCUGAUGAGCCUCCGUCUGCCUCUCCGGGGUGGAGGCAAAUUCGCCACCAUCAUCAGCGCCUACGCUCCGCCGAUGAGCAGUCCCGACGCCGCCACAAGAGAUAAAUUCUACGAGGACCUGCACGCCCUCUUGGCGAAUGUGCCGAAGGCGGACAAGUUGAUUGACCUUGGCGACUUCAACGCCCGCGUCGGCACAAACCAUACUGCCUGGAGAGGAGUGCUGGGUCCUCAUGGUCUCCGCGGCUCCAACGACAACGGCCUUUUGCUUCUCCGCACCUGCGCAGAACACCGCCUCAUCCUGACGAACACCUUCUUCUGUCUGCCGGAGCGAGAGAAGGCCACCUGGAGGCAUCCUCGGUCGCGCCAGUGGCACCUGCUGGACUAUGUCCUCGUCCGGAGGCGAGAUCAGCGGGACGUGCUGGUGACGAAGGCGAUCGCGGGUGCUGACGGGUGGAGCGACCAUCGCCUCGUCAUCUCGAAGAUGCAUAUUCGCCUACAGCCUAGCAGGAGACCACAAGGUAAGCUACCCCCAGGUAAGCUGAAUGUUGCCUUGUUGUCUUUGUCCGCUCGCCAACUUCAUUCCAGCAAUGAGCUAGCUCAAAGGCUAGACAACCUUCCUACCGCUGCCGACGGCGCCGCUGCCGAGGACGCCUCCGUGGAGAAACGCCGGUGUCAACUGCGAGACACGGUCCAGUCGACGGCACUCGCCGUCCUCGGUCGCGCUCCCCGCCAACACCAGGACUGGUUCGACGACAACGACGUCGCCAUUAGAAAUCUGCUUGCUGUGAAGAACCGCCUACACAAAGCCUACGCAGAUCACCCCAAUGAGGACAACAAAGCUGCCUCCUACCGCAGUCGCCGCCAACUUCAGCAAAGACUGCGCGAGAUGCAGGACGCCUGGACUGCUCGCAAAGCCAAGGAGAUCCAAGGGCACGCGAACCGCAACGAAUGGAAGAACUUCCUCUCUGCGACCAAAGCUGUCUAGGGUACGCCGACGAAGGGCACUGCCCAUCUCCUCAGCGCCGACUGCAGUACUCUCCUGACUGAGAAGACGCAAAUCCUGCAGCGAUGGGCCGAGCAUUUUCGAGGCGUCCUCAACCGCCCCUCCGUCAUCUCCGACGCCGCCAUCGCCCGCUUGCCGCAAGUGGAGACCAACGCGGACCUCGACCUCCCGCCAUCUCUCCGGGAGACCAUCAGGGCCGUGCAGCAGCUCUCUAGCGGGAAAGCACCCGGAUCGGACGCAAUCCCUGCUGAGGUCUACAAGCACGGAGGUCCCCAAAUGAUGGAUCACCUGACUGCGCUCUUCCAGGAGAUGUGGCGUCAAGGUGAAGUCCCGCAAUAUUUCAUGGACGCAACCAUCGUGCAUCUGUUCAAGCGCAAAGGGAAUCGCCAAGUCUGCGACAAUCACCGAGGCAUCUCCUUGCUGAACAACGCCGGGAAGAUCUUCGCACGAAUCCUCCUCAACCGUCUCAAUAAUCACCUGGAACAGGACCUUCUGCCGGAAAGCCAAUGCGGCUUCCGUCGUCAUCGUGGGACCACGUAUACGAUCUUCGCAGCACGUCAACUUCAGGAGGAGUGUCAGGAGAUGCGGACCCACCUGUACUCUACCUUCGUGGACCUGACGAAAGCCUUCGACACGGUGAACCGUGAAGGACUGUGGAAGAUCAUGCAGAAAUUCGGCUGUCCGGAGCGAUUCACUCAGAUGGUGCGUCAGCUGCACGACGGUAUGAUGGCGCGAGUCACGGACAACGGAGCUGUCUCAGAGGCAUUCGCAGUGACCAACGGAGUGAAGCAGGGCUGCGUACUGACGCCUACCCUCUUCAGUCUUAUGUUCACUGUCAUGCUGAUGGACGCCUACCGCGACGAACGCCCCGGGAUCCGCAUCGCCUACAGGACAGACGGUCACCUGCUGAAUCAACGACGGAUGCACUUCCAAUCGCGCGUAUCCACAACCACCGUUCACGAACUCCUCUUCGCCGACGACUGCGCCCUGAACACCACCUCGGAAGAGGAGAUGCAACGCAGCAUGGACCUGUUCUCCGCCGCCUGCGAGAACUUUGGUCUGGUCAAUAACACGCAGAAGUUGGUGGUGAUGCACCAACCGCCACCCAACUCAGCCACAGCCCUUAACGCGCCGCCGCAAAUCAUCGUGAACGGAACCAAACUGCAAGUGGUGGCAGUACUCUCUCCCGCAACACCAAGAUCGAGGACGAAGUCGCCAACAGGAUCUCGAAAGCCAGUCAAGCCUUCGGUCGCCCCCAAAGCACAGUUUGGAAUCGCCAUGGUCUUCAACUAA
Spirometra erinaceieuropaei is the source of this 3598-nucleotide messenger RNA. The record is from the annotation of a GenBank genome assembly. Lineage: Eukaryota; Metazoa; Platyhelminthes; Cestoda; Diphyllobothriidea; Diphyllobothriidae.